AUGGAAGCUGCUAUGAUCAAUCCAGAUUGCUCGAGUUUUCUCAUGGCUAUCAAAACUUGCUCUAGUCUGGCUGCGCGAGAGGAGAUUGAUGCGUCGUUGGCUGUGAAGAUCAAGAGCUUGAAACGAGCUUUGGCGAUUCACUCUCAUGCAUCAAACUCUCGCGGCUUCAAGUUGGAGGCGUCGUUUGCCAUACACUUGGCAAACGCGAUGGUGGACUUGUAUGGCAAGUGUGAAAGUCUAGAAGAUGCUCGCAGGGUGUUUGAUUCGAUGGAGCAGCACGACAUCGUUUCCUGGACAUCGAUCAUCACAGGCUAUGCUCACGAGAGCCAAGAUGGAGACGAAGCUUUCCUUCUCUUCUCUUCCAUGCAAGAACAAGGAUUUAAACCCGAUCGUUUAGCUUGUCUCGCCGCUAUCAAGGCUUGUAGCGACGAGCUUGCGUUGGAAUGCUAUGCAGCCCUGGAAGUUGCUCCAAACUCUCAAACCUUUCUUGCGUUGUUGCAAGUUUGCAGGAACCUGGGAGAUUUGAAGCUCGGGAAGCUCUUCCACGCACAGAUUCUCCGGCAGGGACUGGAAGGGAGUUCUGUGGGGAUUUCCCUGCUUGUGUUGCGGACCACAUAG
This is a messenger RNA of Selaginella moellendorffii, 618 nucleotides long. RefSeq names its product pentatricopeptide repeat-containing protein At3g53360, mitochondrial-like. Gene Ontology annotation, biological process: RNA modification. Lineage: Eukaryota; Viridiplantae; Streptophyta; Lycopodiopsida; Selaginellales; Selaginellaceae. The record is from RefSeq and is a predicted model, not a curated record. Gene Ontology annotation, molecular function: protein binding; RNA binding. The transcript has 2 exons. Bases 1 to 618 code for a protein of 205 amino acids.